AAGUACUCGCUUCAACAGACAUUGCUACUUCCUGACCAUUUGACAACAUUUACUCUGUAGAUGUAAUUUCAACGCACGACAGAUCGCGUCAAUCUGCCAAGAGAGUUCCCCAUCCUGACCGAUGUAACCACCGGGGUCGUCGACCUUCUGAUGGACCCACGGCGUCCGGAUCCGCACGCCUCUGUCUGUCGACGCUAGUCUCCCCCAUCCGAGACAUCCGAGACACCACCAUGGAAGUAGGGAAGAUGUUCUUCUGAUUUGACUCUUGAUCUCCUCCUGGUUGACCGCUGAGUGCACGUCUGGUCCGGUACCCAGGGGUAGCUUCUACAUCUACAGGUCUAUGCUAGUCUAUGUUGUCCUCUCGUUCUUCAGGAGUAAGGUCAUAGAGCUGCGAUAGAUACUUUUGCAAACAAGUCCAUCCAGACUGGCUAGUUAGAGGCCAUAAGAGGUUCAUACCGACGUGUGUACAGGGUGAACCGCCAGGGAGGACGAUGAGUUUCUUUAGUUUUGGUCAAAGUGCAGAAAUCGAUGUGGUGUUGAAUGACGCCGAGACGAGGAAGAAGGCUGAACACAAGACAGAAGAUGGGAAGAAGGACAAGUACUUUCUGUUCUACGAUGGGGAGACGGUGAGUGGGAAGGUGAACGUCACUCUGAAGAACCCCGGGAAGAGGCUGGAACACCAGGGGAUCAAGAUCGAGUUUGUGGGCCAGAUAGAGCUGUACUACGACAGAGGGAACCAUCAUGAGUUUGUGUCUCUGGUCAAAGACUUGGCCAGACCCGGUGAGAUCACCCAGUCCCAGACCUUUGACUUUGAGUUCACUCAUGUUGAGAAGCCAUACGAGUCCUACACCGGCCAGAACGUCAAGCUCAGGUACUUCCUACGAGCGACGGUCAGCAGAAGAAUGAACGACAUCAGUAAAGAGAUGGACAUCGUGGUCCACACUCUGAGCACCUACCCAGAGCUAAACUCGUCUAUUAAGAUGGAAGUGGGGAUUGAAGACUGCCUCCACAUUGAAUUUGAGUACAACAAAUCCAAGUAUCAUCUGAAAGAUGUGAUCGUGGGGAAGAUCUACUUCCUACUGGUGAGGAUCAAGAUCAAGCAUAUGGAGAUUGACAUUAUAAAGCGCGAGACCACUGGCACAGGACCGAGCGUGUACCACGAAAACGACACCAUCGCCAAGUACGAGAUCAUGGACGGGGCGCCAGUAAGAGGGGAGUCCAUCCCAAUCCGGUUGUUUCUGGCCGGCUACGAGAUGACACCGACCAUGAGAGACAUCAACAAGAAGUUCUCGGUGCGCUACUACCUGAACUUGGUUCUGAUCGACGAGGAGGAGAGGCGCUACUUCAAACAGCAGGAGAUCACGCUGUGGAGGAAGGGCGACGUGGUGAGGAAGAGCAUGUCCCAGCAGGCCGUCAUCGGGGCCCAGAGGUUCGAGGGCUCGGCCGCGUCCGAGAGCGCACUGGAGCAGGCGGCGAGGGAGGAGAGCGGCUAGCCCCCCCCCCCCGGAGGAACGGAGGUGUCUGGUGGACUGAGGGUCGGUCUGGUUCCCUCCACCCACCACCAGGUGUUACCAGCUGUCUGGCAUGUUUUGGCUGCUGGGGGGGGGGGUGAAGCCGGGCUUUAUGUGCACAAUAGAGGAAAACAACUGAGAGAAGCGGAGUGGAUGAGCCAAUUUACGUGGCUUGGGUUGCAGGUCUUGUUCUUGUUCGUUUAGUUUUUUUGGGGGGGGGGGGGGGGGGGGGGAACUAAUCAUGUUACAGCUUCCUGUGGUUGAAGUCUGAGAUUCUGCUUUUCACUCUCAAGUGACCGAUUUGUUUUGUUUUUGUCAUCUCACGUCACAUUCUAACACGUUCCGUUCUGUAAAUUAAUUUGUAUGAAACUUACACUUUUGUCCGAAUGAUUUAGUUGUAAAAAAAUGUCAAAAGAAAUUUAGACAUUCCACAUUUAAUCAACGUCAUUCCUAAUGUUUUAAGGUCAAGAGAACCAAUAACUUUGCACUUCUAUUUCUUGCUAAAUAUAUUGUUUCCUCUUAUGUAUUGUUUUGUGUCCUACGAAAAUUAACUGGAGCGCAUUUGUUUCUGUCAGCCCCUUGUCCUUAAAUCAAAGGAUUCAGUAUUAUCCUAUCGAUUAUGAUUUGUACAUAAGAGCAGUGCCCGUCCAUCGCUUGUGAUUGACCUUGCAGUGCAUAGUGCCACAACAUGACCAUCGACAUGCUUUACCUCAGCAUUCCACCGGUAUUAGAAGAGGGUGUCUAUGUGCUUGUAUUUAAGGCCUCGUGUUCUGUAUCUUCCACAUUAGAAACUACUGAAGUGGUGCCUAAUUGUACCUAGCAAAUUAAAUCCUCUUGGCUACCAUAUUUUAGUAUUUUAACCCGGAAGGUGUACAAUAGAUCGACUUUCUCUUUUGCUAAAUACUAAUCAUGUAUUCCUUGUCCCACAAAACUAUAAAUAAAUUGAUGCCAAAUGAC
Messenger RNA from Gadus morhua (Atlantic cod), 2468 nucleotides. RefSeq names its product VPS26, retromer complex component B (gene vps26b). Gene Ontology annotation, biological process: intracellular protein transport. The coding region runs from base 492 to 1493 and encodes 333 amino acids. Lineage: Eukaryota; Metazoa; Chordata; Actinopteri; Gadiformes; Gadidae. The transcript is spliced from 6 exons. The record is from RefSeq and is a predicted model, not a curated record.